Apus apus (common swift) is the source of this 3684-nucleotide messenger RNA. It is a transcript of the gene DMTF1, whose product is annotated as cyclin D binding myb like transcription factor 1. The record is from RefSeq and is a predicted model, not a curated record. Gene Ontology annotation, biological process: regulation of transcription by RNA polymerase II. Lineage: Eukaryota; Metazoa; Chordata; Aves; Apodiformes; Apodidae. The coding region runs from base 152 to 2449 and encodes 765 amino acids. Gene Ontology annotation, cellular component: nucleus. Gene Ontology annotation, molecular function: DNA-binding transcription factor activity, RNA polymerase II-specific; RNA polymerase II cis-regulatory region sequence-specific DNA binding. The transcript is spliced from 17 exons.
GGGCGGCUCGCGGGCUGCCUCCGCCUCGCCCCGCCGCUGCCUCCGCCUCCCCCGCUCGCCGCUUCGCCGCCGCCCGGCGCCUCCAUCCUGGUACUUGGGAGUCUCCAUCCUGGUUUCUCAAGUGCCCGGACCCAAAACAGGAAGUUUGAGUAUGAGCACAGUUGAAGAAGAGUCUGACACAGUGACAGUAGAAACCGUGAACUCUGUGACUUUGACUCAGGACACUGAAGGGAACCUUAUACUUCAUUGCCCUCAAAAUGAAACUGAUGAAGUAGACUCUGAAGACAGCACUGAACCUCCCCAUAAGAGGCUUUGCUUAUCAGAGGAUGAUCAAAGCCUUGAUGAUUCCACUCCCUGCAUUUCUGUUGUUGCAGUUCCAAUUUCAGAAAAUGAUCAGAGCUUUGAGGUGACCAUGACUGCUACCACUGAGGUAGCUGAAGAUGAGAUUAACGAAGGAACUGUUACUCAGAUUCAGAUUCUUCAGAAUGAACAGCUGGAUGAAAUCACCCCAAUGAGCAAUGAAGAAGUGUCAGCUGUUAGUCAAGCCUGGUUCACAACCAAAGAGGAUAAGGAUUCUCUAACAAAUAAAGGCCACAAGUGGAAGCAAGGGAUGUGGUCAAAGGAAGAAAUAGACAUUUUGAUGAGUAACAUUGAGCGUUAUUUAAAGGCCCGUGGAAUAAAAGAUGCCACAGAAAUUAUAUUUGAAAUGUCAAAAGAUGAAAGAAAAGAUUUCUACAGGACAAUAGCUUGGGGUCUGAAUCGGCCUCUCUUUGCUGUCUAUAGAAGAGUUCUUCGCAUGUAUGAUGACAGAAACCAUGUUGGAAAGUAUACUCCUGAGGAAAUUGAAAAGCUUAAAGAGCUGAGAGUAAAGCACGGUAACGAUUGGGCCACAAUAGGAGCUGCACUGGGGAGAAGUGCUUCCUCUGUAAAAGAUCGGUGUAGAUUGAUGAAGGAUACCUGCAACACAGGAAAGUGGACAGAGAAAGAAGAAAAAAGACUAGCAGAAGUAGUGCACGAGCUAACUAGCACAGAACCAGGUGACAUUGUCACACAAGGUGUAUCAUGGGCUGCUGUGGCAGAACGGGUCGGGACGCGCUCUGAAAAGCAGUGCCGAUCUAAGUGGCUCAACUAUCUCAACUGGAAGCAGAGUGGGGGCACUGAGUGGACCAAGGAAGAUGAAAUAAAUCUGAUCUUGAGGAUAGCGGAACUUGAAGUUUCUGAUGAAAAUGACAUCAAUUGGGAUUUACUAGCUGAAGGAUGGAGUAGUGUCCGCUCACCACAGUGGCUUCGGAGUAAAUGGUGGACCAUUAAAAGACAGAUUGCAAACCACAAAGAUGUUUCAUUCCCUGUGCUGAUAAAGGGUCUUAAACAACUCCAUGAGAACCAAAAAAACAAUCCAGGGCACCAGCUUUCGGACAACAAAUCUGGAAGUGGAUUACCAAACACUAAUUCCAGUUCUGGAGUUCAGCACGUGCAGAUUCGGGUGGCUCGCUUAGAGGAGAAUGCAGGCAGCGCUCCAAGCCCUGUGGCAGCUUUGCAGAUUCCAGUCCAGAUUACACAUGUCUCCUCAGCAGAUUCCCCUGCUGCUACUGUUGACUCUGAGACAAUAACACUAAACAGUGGAACACUGCAGACCUUUGAGAUUCUUCCAUCUUUCCACCUCCAGCCAACUGGAACACCAGGUACAUACUUACUACAGACAAGCUCAAGCCAAGGGCUGCCUUUAACACUGACGACUAGUCCUACCAUGACCCUCACGGCUGCUGCUGCUCCAGCCUCCCCAGAACAGAUCAUUGUUCACGCCUUAUCGCCAGAGCAUUUGUUAAAUACAAGUGACAAUGUCACAGUCCAGUGCCACACGCCCAGUGUCAUAAUCCGCACCGUUGCUGCUGAAGAUAUCUCCUCCUCAGUCACUCAGGCAGAACUUGAUUCAGAUAUUCAGUCAGCUGACCUGACAGAUCCUCCUGAUACCCUGGAAACAAAUACUUUCCCAGAUGAUAUCCAUCAGUCCAAGCUGAAUGAGGAAGACCAGUCAGCCUACAAUGAAGAUGAUGCCUCCAAAUUCAGCAGCAGGAAUAGUAAUGAACUGAUGGAUGGAGUUAUGGUAAGAACUGAGGAGGAGAUUUCAGACACCAGCUUGAAACAAGAAGAGGAUUCUCACUCUCAUUUACCCAGCACUUAUGUUACUGAGGACCUGGGUUCUCCAACAAUAGAAGAACAAGUUGAUCAGCCUACAAUAGAUGAUGAGACUGUGCUUAUUGAUCCUUCCUCUCAUGGUUUUAUCCAGACAACAGAUGAUAUAGACAGCGAGUCAGUCUUGCCCCUGACAACUCUAACAGAUCCUAUCCUACAGCAUCAUGGAGAUGGGUCACACAUUAUUGGCUCAUCACUGGGCAGUCCUGACUCAGAAGAUUCAAAGGAUGUUGAAGAUUUAGUGAGCUGUCACUGAGCAGCAGGGAUCGUGUCUGUUAUCUAUUAACAGUGUUUGCAUCGUGAAAUCAGUUACAACCCUGUGCCACCUUUCCAGAGGACACAGUCAGUCCAGGUCUUUGAACAGCAACUUCCAGUUUGGAAUGACUACAGUGCACUUUCUCUGUCAGGCUACUUACCUCAUUUGUAAAGGGUUACAGAGCAGCCAACCCAAGCCUGAUGCACUACGUCUGCCGGGGUGUUCCAGUGUUCUGAAGAACCUCUGUUGCAGUGCUCACUGCUGGGAUCCAUGUGGUUGGUUCUGAUCUGACUUGGUACCAGUGUGCUGGGCUGCACAUCUGGAACACUGGACAGAAGUCAGGGAUCGUGGAGCGCAGCCUCCUAGUGCCACAGCAAGAAUUAGUUUGCACAGGUUUCAUGAAGAAUGGGUGAGGAUUUCUGCACUUACUGACUCUUGUAAUACAUGGAGUAAGAGACUGUUACAUUUCAGGAAGAAAUGUGUUCCAGCAAAGACUUCAGGGAGCAUGGGUAGCAUCCUGAAGAAAUGGUCUGUAUUCCCAUCUCGUCUGCCUUGUUAUUAUGUCUACAGCAUAGGAAGACACAGAUGCUUAUGGGACUUGCCUGGUCUGCCUGUUCCUGAGGAGUCCGUUGCUGGCAACGGGUGAAGCUCAGAAAGAUCACUUGAGGAAAACUUUUUUUUCCUUCAUCACUACAGCAAGCUGAAUAAAAAGGGAAGGGCUACGAGAAAGGGAAGCUACUGGGACCCACCAGCCUCCCCCCACAAGCUUGUAACUUCUUUGAAGACUUUUGUGAGUAGGCUAGAACAUUUGUCUCUCUCGCUGUUUACACAACACCACCAGCCACCUCUCCAGAGGUGAUUUAUGCAGCAAGUUGGUAGAUGGGGGGUGGUGUGGAGGUGGCAGAGUCUUGGAGAAACAGCUCUCUGAAAAUUCGGGCAUAGGGCCCUGAGGCAAAAGAAGCCAAUUAUUCCUACAUUCAAGGGUUUGAAACAGACACUAGGCUGAGCAGCAGCCUGUUAGCUAGGGAUUGAGAAAAAGCUAUAGGAACUAAAGACUCAUGUAUAAAUUAUUUUAUUUAUUUCUGUAAUUAGCUCUUCAUAAUCAAGAGUUGGUCUUUUUCAGUCCGUGGUUUUGUUAAUGUGAAAAAUAAGUUGUAGUUUCAAAUGGUUGCCUAGGGAACAGAAAUAAUUGUAUAUUCAGUUUAAACGAAAUAAAGAGUAUUUGUCUUACAUAA